AUUUUGACUAAAAACGAUCAACACCAACACUGUCGGAGCAGCUGUUAGAAAACCACCUUACAAAACCUGCCGUUUUGUAACGUCGUGUCUGAAAACGUGACUGCCAGAGAGGAGCCGCCGAAGAGACAACUGACGCUAACCCGGGAGGUACAACUCUCUGACACCGAGGUCUCUCUUCCUCAGUGCUUAAAACAAGACUAUUGCUGCUGUGGUGGAAACAAAGCAAACAUGUCUUCCUCCCGUACAGUAAUAUGUUUGCUAAGAAACGACUUGCGUCUCCACGACAACGAGCUUUUCCACUGGGCCCAAAGAAACGCUGAACACAUAGUCCCGCUGUACUGCUUCGACCCCAGACACUAUGUGGGCACUUACAACUACAGCUUACCAAAGACUGGGCCUUUCCGUCUGCGCUUCUUACUGGAGAGUAUCAGAGACCUCAGAAACACACUGAUCAGCAAAGGCAGCAAUCUCGUGGUGAGACGGGGUAAGCCAGAGGAAGUAGUUGCAGACCUCGUCAGGCAACUGGGCUCUGUCAGUAGUGUGGCUUUCCAUGAAGAGGUUACCUCAGAAGAGCUGAAUGUGGAGAAAAGGGUAAAAGAUGUGUGUGCACAGAUGAAGGUCAAAGUUCAUACCUGCUGGGGCUCUACAUUGUACCACAGAGAUGAUCUUCCAUUCCCCCACAUGUCCAGGCUUCCUGAUGUGUACACUCAGUUCAGAAAGGCAGUGGAGAGCGAGGGCAGGGUGAGGCCGGUCUUCUCAACCCCAGAGAAGCUAAAUCCCCUUCCUCCAGGCCUCGAGGAAGGAGCCAUUCCUACAGCAGAGGACCUGCAACAGACAGAGCCUGUGAUUGAUCCUCGCUCAGCCUUCCCCUGCAGUGGUGGGGAGAGUCACGCCCUGGCCAGACUUAAACACUAUUUCUGGGACACUGAUGCAGUUGCAACGUACAAAGAGACUCGUAACGGUUUAAUCGGUGUGGAUUAUUCCACCAAGUUUUCACCUUGGCUGGCAAUGGGUUGCAUUUCACCCAGAUAUAUUUAUCAUCAGAUCAAGCAGUACGAGAAGGAGCGGACAGCUAAUCAGAGCACAUAUUGGGUAAUUUUUGAGCUUUUGUGGAGGGACUACUUCAGGUUUGUGAGUGUGAAGUACGGAAAUAGGAUUUUUCAGGUCAAAGGACUUCAAGACAAAUCUGUGCCAUGGAAAAAGGACAUGAAGCUAUUUGAUGCAUGGAAAGAGGGACGCACCGGAGUGCCUUUUGUUGACGCCAACAUGAGGGAGUUGGCAGCGACCGGCUUUAUGUCCAACAGGGGGCGUCAAAAUGUCGCUAGCUUCCUCACAAAGGAUCUGGGCCUUGACUGGAGGAUGGGAGCUGAGUGGUUUGAGUCCCUUCUGAUCGACCACGAUGUCUGCAGCAAUUAUGGUAACUGGCUGUACAGCGCUGGGAUUGGAAAUGACCCCAGAGAGAACAGGAAGUUCAACAUGAUCAAACAAGGCCUCGACUAUGACAAUAAUGGAGAUUACGUCCGACAGUGGGUUCCAGAGUUGCAGAAUAUCAGAGGAGGUGAUGUGCACACACCAUGGUCACUCAGCAACGCUGCGCUGGCCCACGCUCAUGUGACCCUCGGCGACACCUAUCCCGCUCCCAUUGUUACGGCACCUGAAUGGAGCAGACACAUUAACAAGAAAGCGGGUGGCACAGGACCUUCACCAAGAGGAAAGAAAGGCCCGUCUCACACCCCCAAACAGCAUCGGGACAGAGGCAUCGACUUCUACUUCUCCAGAAGCAAGAACCUGUGAACACGUGGACGCUCCACUGAUUUAAUCUUGAACUGUUUCCAUGAAAAUCUGUCUGGCACGUUGAUGUAUUGAUUCAGGGAAGCUGAAGAAUGAGGAUUUGAGGAAGCACAUGUUACGGUGCUUUAACUUCACUGAUCAGGCCAUCAGUUCUGUAGAAAAUUGCCACAUCAAGGGCCUUCUAUGGAUCCUUCGCUGUGUUUCCGGCUAUGCAGCGACUGUGAAAAACCACAAUGUGGUUUUUUUAUGAUUCAGAAUCACCUGUAAUGACCUCAUAUGAUGUUUUGAACAGAUUACUGUUACUUUGUUCUUGCAGGUUUUCUGUGCAUUUAUACUUUGUUUUUGCUUUAUGUGUGAUGGUUACAAAACGGCUAUAUUAAAGUUGCUAUCU
Messenger RNA from Maylandia zebra (zebra mbuna), 2182 nucleotides. RefSeq names its product cryptochrome DASH (gene cry-dash). Gene Ontology annotation, molecular function: FAD binding; deoxyribodipyrimidine photo-lyase activity; damaged DNA binding. The record is from RefSeq and is a predicted model, not a curated record. Gene Ontology annotation, biological process: photoreactive repair. Lineage: Eukaryota; Metazoa; Chordata; Actinopteri; Cichliformes; Cichlidae.